AUGAGUGAUCCAACGCACUCUCUCGACUACCCCUCGUCCCUGCAAGAAUAUGUAGUGCCCGGGCAAGAUUUCCUCCGCCAUCAUCCCGAAUACGACAUUCUUUGUACAGGCAUAAUAGUCUUCAACGCAGAAGGGAAGCUGCUCUUAGUACAGCGUGCGGCAAACGAGAUGGCAUUUCCUAAUUUCUGGGAGAUCCCAGGAGGGAAAGUGGAUGACACCGACGAGAGCAUUUUACAUGCGGCUGCACGAGAAUUGAAAGAGGAGGCCGGUCUCGAAGCAACCCGGGUGCUGAGGAAAGUCACGCAGUUUACCUUUACCGAUGGGAGGCCAGGGCACCCGACGAAGACAUGGUUGAAGCUGAUUUUCGAGAUGGAAGUCCGGGACAGUGACAAUGUGGUCUUGGACCCAGUAGAGCAUCAGAAGUUUCUCUUUGCCUCUGAAGAGGAGAUCGUCAAUGAUCUUGUGGGAGACGUGAAGCUGGCGUACAUCAGCCCACCAAACAAAGGGGUAAAACUGGAGGCUUUCAGGCUUCAGCGAGAGGCCUUGUGA
Messenger RNA from Cucurbitaria berberidis CBS 394.84, 549 nucleotides. RefSeq lists its product as uncharacterized. The transcript is spliced from 2 exons. The record is from RefSeq and is a predicted model, not a curated record. NCBI's taxonomy places the organism in Eukaryota, Fungi, Ascomycota, Dothideomycetes, Pleosporales, Cucurbitariaceae. The coding region runs from base 1 to 549 and encodes 182 amino acids.